This is a messenger RNA of Camellia sinensis, 2748 nucleotides long. The record is from RefSeq and is a predicted model, not a curated record. NCBI's taxonomy places the organism in Eukaryota, Viridiplantae, Streptophyta, Magnoliopsida, Ericales, Theaceae.
UAUGUAUUCCAAGCAAUCGCAACAUGCGAUGUCGGCGGAGAGAACUCAGAACAGAGGAGAGUUCACAGAGGCACUCUCUAUGUUCCGACUCUCCAAUUCGUUCUUAUAUAUAAAGCACCAAGAUAUACAUAUAUACAUAGAGAGAGAGAGAGAAUUGUUGAUUCUUGGUUUUGAAUUCACGAUUUUAGCAAAUUCUCAAUUCCUUCUGCUUCCAGAAAAUCUUAGUUGAUGGCAAAGACUGAAUCAAUCCUUGUGAAAGAUGCUGUUCACAAGCUGCAACUUUCUCUCCUUGAAGGCAUCCAAAAUGAAAACCAGCUAUUUGCGGCCGGGUCACUGAUAUCGCGGAGCGAUUAUCAAGAUGUCGUGACCGAGCGGUCAAUUGCAAACAUGUGUGGUUACCCUCUUUGCACCAACCCUCUGCCCUCCGACCAACCCCGGAAGGGCCGGUACCGCAUUUCCUUGAAGGAGCAUAAAGUUUAUGAUCUACAUGAAACCUACAUGUACUGUUCAACGAGUUGUGUUGUUAAUAGCCGAGCAUUUGCUGGGAGUUUGCAGGAGGAGAGGUGUUCGGUUUUGGAUUCAUCGAAACUUGAUGAGAUUUUGAGGUUGUUUGAGGGAUUGAGUUUGGAUUCGAAAGUGGAUUUGGGUAGGAAUGGGGAUUUAGGAUUAUCUGAGUUGAAGAUUCAAGAAAAAACGGAUGGGACGGCUGGGGAAAUGUCUUUGGAAGAGUGGAUUGGACCAUCAAAUGCCGUUGAAGGCUAUGUUCCACAGAGCGAUCGCAGUGCCAAGCCUUUGCGUUCCAAGAAUCGUAUAGAAGGAUCUAAACCUAAUGGUGCUAGGCCAAAUAAGGGAAAGAACUUGAUAUUUAAUGAGAUGGACUUCAAGAGUGUUAUAAUCACUCAAGAUGAGUAUAACAUUUCAAAAAUGUCGUCAGGUCCAGUGACAACUGUUUCCACUGCAAAAUCUAAAGAAUUGAAAGGAAAGGGGAGUCCUGAAAAUUUGGAGAAUCAGUUCACUAUAUUGGACAUAACUCCUGCUCCAAUUCAAAUUGAUUCUAAAUGCAAGUUAAAAGAAACAAAAGAAGAGGAGAGUAGCAUCAGCGGCAUUUCGGAAUCUUCUUCAUAUCCUCAAAAUUGUCCCAAAAUAAAUGCCGAUGAAGCAAAAGAGGAAUUCCAUGCUGUAAAAGCAAAUCAUUUUAGUGCAGCUGUGCCCAAACCUUCUCUUAAAUCUGCAGGUGCAAAGAAACUGCAUCGCUCUGUGACUUGGGCCGAUAAGAGAACUGAUGGUGCAUACAAUAAAAACCUUUGUGAGGUUAAAGAAUUGGAAAAUGCAGAAGAGUAUGCUGAUAAAUUCAGCUUUCCAGACACAGGAGAUGAUGUUAAUUCAGUUCGAUUUGCAUCGGCAGAAGCAUGUGUUGUUGCACUGAGCCAAGCAGCAGAAGCUGUGGCAUCUGGAGAGUCUGAUGCUUCUGAUGCAGUAUCUGAAGCUGGAGUAAUUAUACUGCCACCUCCCCAUGAUGCGGAUGAAGAGGAAUCCCAAGAGGAUGUCAAUAUGCUGGAACCAGAACCAACUCCUUUAAAGUGGCCCCAAAAACCAGGGGUUCCAAAUUAUAAUUUGUUUGAUUCUGAGGAUUCUUGGUAUGAUGGUGCACCUGAGGGGUUUAGCCUGACUUUAUCACCAUUUGCAACAAUGUGGAUGACACUCUUUGCAUGGAUAUCAUCAUCUUCUUUGGCUUAUAUAUAUGGGCGGGGUGAUAGUUUUCAUGAAGAGUAUUUAUCUGUUAAUGGACGAGAGUACCCACGGAAAACUGUAUCAACUGAUGGUCAUUCUUCUGAAAUCAAACAAACUCUUGCUGGCUGUCUUGCCCGUGCUUUGCCAGGACUUGUUGCAGAUCUCAGGCUGCCAACACCAAUAUCUACUCUCGAGCAAGGAAUGAGGCACUUGCUGGAUACGAUGUCUUUUAUUGAUCCACUUCCCCCAUUCAGAAUGAAGCAGUGGCAAGUAAUUGUUCUUUUGUUUAUUGAUGCUCUCUCUGUUUCAAGAAUUCCAGCACUUACUCCACAUAUGACAAGUCGCAGGGCAUUGCUUCGCAAGUUUGGACACGCCAUGGACACGGCGGGACACUUUUCGGACACUCGUGAGGUGGAUCGAAGGAGCCCUAACUAUUUUCCUUGAUCGACAGAGAAAGAGAGAAAGGGAUCGAGGGAUACAGAAAGAGAGAAAGAGAUCGAGGGAGACAGAAAAGAGAGAGAUCGAGGGAGACAGAAAAGAGAGAGAGAUCGAGGGAGGAGAGAAGACAAAAAAGGAGAGAAGACAGAGAAGGAGAGAAAGAGAUCAAGGGAGAGGAGAAGCUAACCUGUUCAGAAGCUAAGGAGAGGAGAAGCUAACUCGUGAGAUGGAUCGAAGAAGCCCUAACUGAGGUAUUCUUCUUCUUCUCUUCUUCUCCUUCUUCUCUGUCUCCAUCAUCUCUGUUCUUCUUCUGCGCUUCAUUUUCGUCUUCUCCUCCUCCCUUUCGUCUCUCCUUUUUCUGAUCUCUCUCCCUCUGCCUUUUUGACUUCACAUUCUCUCUCCUCUAUCGUUUCUCUUUUAUAUUUUUUUUCUUCUCAUUUUUUGGACUCAACAUUUCUCUCUCCCCCCUCUUUUUUUUUUCUUUUUUCUUUUUUUUUUCUUUAUCCUUAUUUUUAUGUUAAACUUAAAAUUCAUAAAAUAAAUUAUUUUUAUUUAAAAAAACUUAUUUUUUAUUAAUUU